AUGUGUGAUGUAAUCAUAUCUCAGUCUCAGUCUUCCUCCUGUUCUCCCUCUCCAGCUCUCAGUAUAGAGAGUCUGUCCUCUGCCUCAGACCACAGCUCCUCCCUGAACCCCCUGGGUGCCAGCAACGACCAGGGACAGGGCUUCACCAAGAGCGUCUCUGAGCCUUCCAUCUGUUCACCCUCCGACAACUCGCCUUCCUCUUCCUCCUCCUCCUCAGCUCAUCCUCAGCAUCACCCCUCCUUAAGUCCUGCCCCCUUUCCAGCGCUGUCUAAUGCUAGCUCAGCUCCAGCCACCCCACAGACCAGUCGUAACUCUGGGACCACUAGAGAUCCUGGAGCCGCACCACAAAGAGCCACAAACAACAAACGGUUUUGUAAGGAGAACCCGUUUAACAGGAAAGCAAGUGCUGCCAAAUCAGAAACCAGACCUCCAAGAGGCCCACGACCUGCCAGACCCCCGGCACCCGGGCAUGGAUUCCCGCUUAUCAAACGCAAGGUGCAGUCGGACCAGUUCAUCCCAGUCGAGGAUAUCCAUGCAGAGAUGGCUCAGCUGGAGCAGCAGCUGGAUGAGAUGGAGCAGAAGGGCGUGGAGCUGGAGAAGCAGCUGAGGGACAACCCUAAUGAUGAAGAUGAGGAGCGCCUGCUGGUGGAUUGGUUCACUCUCAUCCACGAUAAACAUCUUUUAGUGCGGCGUGAAGCUGAGCUAGUUUACACAGCGAAGCAGCAGAACCUGGAGGAGAGGCAAGCUGACGUGGAGUAUGAACUACGAUGCCUUCUCAACAAACCAGAGAAAGACUGGACUGAGGAGGACAAGAGUCGGGAGCAGGAGCUCAUGGCUGAGCUAGUUACCAUCAUCGAACAGCGCAACCAAAUCGUCAACAACAUGGACCAGGACCGGCAGAGGGAAGAAGAAGAGGACAAACUUAUGGAUGCCAUGCUGAAGAAAAAAGACUUUCACAAGGAUCAUGAUGGCGACCACCAAAAGAAAAAAGGGGCAAAAUUUAAACCCAUAAAGGUGCUCAAGCGGCUGAGCCAUAAAAGAGAACCGGGAAAGAGCCACAGCCCUCGUAAAGAGAAGAGCUGAGCGGCGGAGGACACGUCUUUAAAAAGACGAUAGACUAUUUAACUAUUUUAGGAUCAUGAGUUAAAAAUAAAAGCCUCAAACAUAUCAGAUCAAGAAGAUGAAA
This is a messenger RNA of Nematolebias whitei (Rio pearlfish), 1186 nucleotides long. Its product is annotated as MICAL-like protein 1. The coding region runs from base 1 to 1083 and encodes 360 amino acids. NCBI's taxonomy places the organism in Eukaryota, Metazoa, Chordata, Actinopteri, Cyprinodontiformes, Rivulidae. The transcript is spliced from 9 exons. The record is from RefSeq and is a predicted model, not a curated record.